Molecule: messenger RNA, 1155 nt
Organism: Abrus precatorius (Indian licorice)
Lineage: Eukaryota; Viridiplantae; Streptophyta; Magnoliopsida; Fabales; Fabaceae
Product: indole-3-acetate O-methyltransferase 1-like
Exons: 4
Coding region: 4-1155 (383 amino acids)
Biological process (GO): methylation
Molecular function (GO): S-adenosylmethionine-dependent methyltransferase activity
Source: RefSeq, a predicted model, not a curated record
UCCAUGGGAGACAAUGUUGUAGUGUCCAAUAUGGAGCUUGAAAGAUUGCUUAGCAUGAAAGGAGGCAAAGGAGAGAGCAGCUAUGCCAACAAUUCCCAAGCACAGGCCAUACAUGCCAGGUCCAUGCUUCACCUUCUCAAAGAAUCACUAGAUGGAGUUCAACUUCAAGCCCCUAAUAUCCCAUUUGUGGUUGUGGAUUUGGGGUGUUCAUGUGGUAGCAAUACCAUUAACGUGGUGGAUGUGAUCAUCAAGCACAUCAUCAAACGCUAUGAGGCCUUAGGAUUAGACCCUCCUGAAUUUUCAGCUUUCUUCUCAGACCUUCCUAGCAAUGAUUUCAACACCCUCUUCCAGCUCCUUCCUCCACUAGCCAACUAUGGUGUUAGCAUGGAAGAGUGCCUCGCCGCCAACAACCACCGCUCCUACUUCGCCGCCGGCGUCCCCGGCUCUUUCUACCGGAGGCUUUUUCCAGCGAGGUCCAUUGAUGUUUUCCACUCAGCCUUUUCUUUGCAUUGGUUAUCUCAGGUACCAGAAUCUGUGAUGGACAAGAGAUCAAGUGCACACAACAAGGGAAGGGUGUUCAUCCAUGGUGCUGGUGAGAUCACAGCAAAUGCUUACAAGAAACAAUUCCAAACAGACUUGGCAGGGUUUCUGAGGUCAAGGUCUGUGGAAUUGAAGAGAGGGGGGUCCAUGUUUUUGGUUUGCUUAGGCAGAACUUCAGUGGACCCCACAGACCAAGGUGGGGCUGGUCUCCUCUUUGGGACCCACUUUCAGGAUGCUUGGGAUGAUCUUGUCCAAGAGGGAUUAAUUAGCAGUGAGAAAAGAGACAAUUUUAACAUUCCAGUUUAUGCACCAAGCCUGCAAGACUUCAAGGAGGUGGUUGAAGCAGAUGGUUCAUUUGCCAUAAACAAGCUUGAGGUUUUCAAAGGGGGAAGCCCUCUUGUGGUGAACCAGCCAGAUGAUGCUAGUGAAGUAGGAAGGGCUCUUGCCAACAGCUGUAGGAGUGUGUCUGGUGUCCUUGUUGAUGCUCACAUUGGUGACAAGCUUAGUGAGGAGCUGUUUAAGAGAGUGGAGCAUAGAGCCACAAGCCAUGGCAAAGAGUUAUUAGAGCAACUACAGUUCUUUCACAUAGUUGCAUCUCUUUCUUUUGCUCUAUGA